Messenger RNA from Schistosoma guineensis, 417 nucleotides. The record is from the annotation of a GenBank genome assembly. Lineage: Eukaryota; Metazoa; Platyhelminthes; Trematoda; Strigeidida; Schistosomatidae.
AUGACAUGUAAGAUAGAUACUUUGUUACACUUAACAUUUGUCGGAAUGACAGAUUUCAUGGGGGAAUAUAUCAUAUCGACAUCUUUUACGAUUACUACUACUACUACUACUACUACUACUACUACUACUACUACUACUACUACUACUACUACUACUACUACUACUACUACUACUACUACUACUACUACUACUACUACUACUACUACUACUACUACUACUACUACUACUACUACUACUACUACUACUGCUACUACUACUACUACUACUACUACUACUACUACUACUACUACUACUACUACUACUACUACUACUACUACUACUACUACUACUACUACUACUACUACUACUACUGCUACUACUACUACUACUACUACUACUACGAGUAGUAGUAGUAGUACCAUUAAAAUGAACAUAUAA